Penicilliopsis zonata CBS 506.65 is the source of this 1521-nucleotide messenger RNA. RefSeq lists its product as hypothetical. The coding region runs from base 1 to 1521 and encodes 506 amino acids. The record is from RefSeq and is a predicted model, not a curated record. Lineage: Eukaryota; Fungi; Ascomycota; Eurotiomycetes; Eurotiales; Aspergillaceae. The transcript is spliced from 2 exons.
AUGGAGUAUUUCAAAUCCCCUAGAUUUGCUUCCCACGUGGAGAAGCUGAUGAAAGAGCACCGCGUGCCCGGGCUGGCGAUCGCCAUCAUGCAGGACGACCAAAUCGCCUCGGCGGGGUACGGCAAUGCAUGCAUCGAUCCAGUGAAGACUUGCACGGCCGACACGCUGUUCGAUAUCGCUUCAUUGUCCAAAUCGCUAACUGCGGCGGCGGUCGCGUUGCUUAUCGACGACGAUGACCGCUAUCCAGACGUGCAAUGGGACACUCCCGUCUCGAAGAUCCUGCCGGAGGACUUCGUCAUGGCCGACGCGCGGUACACGGAAGAUGUCACUGUGGAGGAUAUUCUGAGUCACCGAAGUGGCUUGCCGGGCCAUGAUCUCUCAUAUAUAAGUAUCCGAGGCGAACAGCCUGAUGACGCUCGCUCGGUGACGCGCAAUCUGCGAAAUUUGGCUGUGGCAGCCCCGAUCCGGUCGAAAUAUAUGUACUGCAACAUGAUGUACACGGUUGCGACCCACCUAGUGGAGGUUAAGACCCAACAGAGCUUCUCCCAGUUUCUCGAGGAGCGUAUCUUCCAGCCACUAGGGAUGACAUCAACCAGCCUGCAACCCUCCAGCGCUCGCGCCAAGGGACUAGGCGACCGCAUGGCUCCUGGAUACUUCUGGGACAAGGAAAACGGCCGUCAUCAUGAGUUUGAUAUCCCCGACUGUCCAGAAGCCCAGGGAGCAGGCUCGAUCACCACAAGUGUGAACGACUUGAUCCUUUGGGUGAAGGCGCUGAUGAACCAUGAGGGCCCUAUCAGCGAGAGACUUUACGACAGUCUGGUUCGGAUGCGAGCAAUUGCCGACACCUCGACGAAGGACUUGAAGCCUUACACCUCGCCUGUUCUCUAUGCGGCCGGGCUGGAUGUGUACUAUUAUCGGGGCCACAUGGUUGUCGGGCACGACGGAAUGAUUUCUGGUGCUGCCAGUCGUUUCUUCUUCCUGCCUGGUUUAAAAUUUGGCGUCGUGAUGCUCGGAAACUCGGCGGAAGUAGGCAAUUUCACGAUGACCUUGACACGAGCCCUGGUGGACGAGUUACUUCAAGUACCAGACGCAGAACGCAUACCCCAGAUGGAAAGCCAGGAAGGCCAUGAUCCCAGUGAACAGAACAAACCUGACCAGAAGGAUUCGGAGGAUACACAAACAGACUCCCAAGACAGCGGCAAGGAACAGACGAUGCCACUCGAGGCAUACACCGGUACAUAUCGUAAUCCAGGGUAUCACGCUCUGACGGUUGAGGUCAAGAACGAUCAGCUUUUCGUCGACGCAACAGACCGUUCAUUCGGGUUUAGACUCACCUUUGAGCACAUUGGAGGGCAAACGAAGUACACGGUGCAUUUGAGUGAUUAUUGGGAGGGGGGCGACGAUCCAAUGGACGCUGAGUUCAUUCUGGAUGGUGGUCGGCCGAUUAAACUGGGAAUCCACUUGGAAGAGGACCUGAAGGAGAAGAUCUGGUUUGAGAGGGCAGACGUCGAGAAAGCCUAG